GAUUUUCCCCUACCGGCGGGGGAACGAUGUCCUACCGGGCCAGCUUUGCCGUCCGAUCGGCUGUCCAGCGGGAACACCGCCGUCCGACUUCACACCUCAUGAAUAUUCAACACCUUGUAAGGAGGAGCCUGAGGAAUCCCCUGGUGAGGAUUACGGAUAUAAAGCCAGACCUGCCCUCCUUUAAACUCACACGUGGACUCUUGUUGACAACACUUCGUCUGAUCUUCCACACUUUCUUCAAGAUGAACUACACAGAGCUGAGCAGCUGUCGGUUCCAGUUCGACACGUCCUACCAACAAGCAGCGGACCAAGGGCAGGACAUGUUCGGCAGCCUGCAGGUCCCCGCCCCGAUGGAACCGUACGGAGGCUACGGUGAAGCGACCGGGCACGUCCCGGUCCCGCCGGCGUCUGCUCACGGGCCUGGGCGCUGCCUGAUGUGGGCCUGUAAGACGUGUCGGAGCAGGAAGGCGUCCCGACAGGACAGGAGGAAGGCCGCCACCAUGAGGGAGAGAAGGCGGCUCGUCAAGGUGAACGAGGCGUUCGAGGUGCUGAAGAGAAAGACGCACAUGAAGCCGAGCCAGAAGACACCCAAGGUGGACAUCCUCCGGAACGCCAUCGCCUACAUCGAGCAGCUGCACCAAACUCUACGGGACGGUCAGGAGAACUCGGCGGGACAGAGCGCCGACUCCCCCGCAGCCAGCCCCGGGGCCUGCUCCGACGGAAUGACUGCGAACAGUCCCGGGAGUGUGUGGUCAGAUACAUCCGGGAACUUGCACGGGGAAGAGAACAUGGCGUCAUUUGAUGGUUGUGACGUCACCUCACAGUGGAACUCCGCCUCCUGCCUGGACAGCCUCUCUCUGGUGGUACAGAACAUCUCCGCAUUCGCAGGCGACGAUUCGCACCAACUCUACAACCAACAGAGAUAGGGACACCAUGUUAAAAUCAU
Branchiostoma belcheri (Belcher's lancelet) is the source of this 946-nucleotide messenger RNA. Its product is annotated as myogenic factor 5-like. Gene Ontology annotation, biological process: positive regulation of myoblast differentiation; regulation of transcription by RNA polymerase II; muscle organ development. The coding region runs from base 27 to 926 and encodes 299 amino acids. Lineage: Eukaryota; Metazoa; Chordata; Leptocardii; Amphioxiformes; Branchiostomatidae. Gene Ontology annotation, molecular function: protein dimerization activity; RNA polymerase II cis-regulatory region sequence-specific DNA binding; DNA-binding transcription factor activity, RNA polymerase II-specific. The record is from RefSeq and is a predicted model, not a curated record. The transcript has 3 exons.